AUGGAGGAUUCAGUUUUAAUUUUGAAAAGCUGGCACAAAGCCUUGGUACUUAUCCUAAUCAUUAGUUCCAUUGUCUACUAUUAUGUCCUUGAGUUUAAACCUUUAAAGCUCAAAUACCCCUCCCCGAAAAAAGCUUCAAGACUGGCAAUACGUUUGAGUCAAUCAGACGCAAUCAGAGAGCCUGGAAUUAUGUUUGUACGGACCUCCAAUGAUCUAGCACUUUCCCCGUUGGCCAUGUGCAGCAUUGAAUCAGCAGCUAGACAAAACCGAAACAAAACAGUUUAUUACCUCGUGAGUGGUUUCAAUGCGAAUAUAUCUGCGUAUCGAGAACCGGAGUACAAAGCCAUUUCUUUGCUUUCUUCAUUCAAGAAUGUCAUCAUCUUGCCCUUGAAUCCUCAAGAAUUGUUCAACAACACGCCCUUGGCUGGAUGGUAUGAGAAGGUGGAUCCCAAUCUGGAACGUUAUUGGUUCCAUGUGCUCUCUGAUGGUUGCCGGAUAGCCUUGCUGUGGAAGUACGGAGGCAUCUAUCUGGACACUGAUAUCAUUUCAAUCAAGCCGUUGGAGUUCCAGAACUUCAUUUGUGCACAAUCAAGUAAUUAUGCAAAUGGUGCAGCUUUGGGAUUUAACCGCGCUCAUUCCUUCAUCAGGAGGUGCUUAAAGGAUUAUGUUGCGAAUUAUAAUGGAGCAGCUUGGGGUCGGCAGGGUCCAGAUCUGAUGACCCGAAUGUUGAAGAAAUGGUGUGAGACUGAUAAUCUGGAUAACUUUCUGAAUAGACAAUGCAAAGGGAUCCUGUACCUGUCCAGCAACUGGUUUUACCCUAUUCCAUACACCAAUUGGAAAAGGUACUUUGAACCAGAUACAUGGGAAGGGAACAGUAAAGAAAUUGAACAUAAAUUCUCAAAUACACGAGGGGUACACGUCUGGAAUUUUUUAAGUCAUCAUCAGAAUAAUCACAUCAAAGGAAGUCGAUCACUCAUGGAGUAUUUCUUUAGUGAAUAUUGUCCAAGAACAUACAAUUUUCUCCCAGAUUGA
Hemiscyllium ocellatum (epaulette shark) is the source of this 1032-nucleotide messenger RNA. Its product is annotated as lactosylceramide 4-alpha-galactosyltransferase-like. The transcript is spliced from 2 exons. Gene Ontology annotation, molecular function: acetylglucosaminyltransferase activity. Bases 1 to 1032 code for a protein of 343 amino acids. NCBI's taxonomy places the organism in Eukaryota, Metazoa, Chordata, Chondrichthyes, Orectolobiformes, Hemiscylliidae. The record is from RefSeq and is a predicted model, not a curated record. Gene Ontology annotation, biological process: protein O-linked glycosylation.